Messenger RNA from Durusdinium trenchii, 3936 nucleotides. NCBI's taxonomy places the organism in Eukaryota, Dinophyceae, Suessiales, Symbiodiniaceae. The record is from the annotation of a GenBank genome assembly.
AUGCCAUGCCUCGAUGCCACUAGGUCUUUGAGUUUGAGCCGGAUGAGACAAUUGUGGAUUGAACCCAAUGUCGUGACGUAUACUGCAGCCAUGGCUUGUGGACAGUGGCAACUUCCAUUGAAGAUCUGCAAGAUGAACACAGUGACCUCCAAUGCCAAGCUCAAUUGCCUUGUGUCGACUUCAGGACAUUGGGAUCAAGCUGUUGAGACACUACUGCAAAUGAGGCUGGCGCGGAUGGGAGUGACUUGUGUGAGCUUCAACUCCGUCAUGAAUGCACAGGUCUUUUGGCCAGAUGCCUUGGGCUUCGUGCAGGCCAUACAAGCAUUCUUGGAUUUGAUGGCCACGGCGCGCUUCUUGGCCACUUGCGUGUGCCUCAACUUUGCAUGGGCAGCAGACCAGAAUGAGAACUGCGCUACCUGGGCAGCUGCUGGGGAAUGUACUCGGAAUGCCGCCUACAUGCUGAAGGCUUGUUCUGCGAGCUGCUCGUCAAGCAAGGAUGCAUCGAAAUGCCGUGAAUGGGCUGCUGCGGGCCAGUGUGGGAAAAACGCAGCUUUCAUGAUGAAAGAAUGUGCAAGCUUUUGCCCCUCCCAGCGGGGAGAGAUGGAGGAGUGUGAGCAGUGGGCACGUAUGGGGGAGUGUGAUCAGAACCCUGACUUCAUGCUUCAGAAGUGUGCCUCAACAUGCGGCUCGCUCCUGAAGCAGGGGUCGAAGAAGGCUGACGCCACUCAGGGUGCAGAGAAGGCGGAGGCCCUGCUCCAAAAAGCUCGAAAGGAGAUGGAGGAGCUGCAGAAGCGCCUAUCGGAAAAGAACAAAGUUGCACUUCAGGAAGCCGAGCGCCAGCACGAGGAGCGGCUGAGGAAACUGGACUUUGCCAAGACGGUGGCAGAGCAGAGGGAGCUACAGCUACAACAGGCAUUGGAGGCCUCUAAGGCGCGUGUCGCCAUCUUAGAGGAGCAGCUCGCAGGCUUGAAGCGAGCCGAAGCGGACGCACCGCGCUGCCCGGUGCCUAGCACUGGGGCGCCCGGCACCACGAGGAAGAGCCUGGCAGCGGUUUAUGGGGAGCCCAGGUAUCCGCUGGUGGUGCCGGAGGAAAAUGAGACCGCCUGCGAGAAGGCACUACAGAGCCUUUGUGCUGGGAACUUGGAUGGACAACAACCACCCUUAAGCCAAGUGCUGCAGGCGUGUCAGCACAGCGAGGACGUAACCCAACUGAAGCAAGAGCUCGCCUCCAAGCCUGCGGAGCUUGCGGAGCCUUGUCCAAGCCAACCAGAGAGAUCUGGCGGGAAGAAGUUGGAUGAGGAUGAUGAGCUCCUCAUUUUCUUUUCUGGUGCAGUACGUUGCGAGGGGAACUGUUCCUCAGGACUCAUGCUAUCAUCUCUGAGGGCGACCUUGCAGCAAUCCUUCCAGCUUUUGCUCGAUGGGUUUCUUCUGGCGCUGAACACCGCUCUUGGUGCAGACCCCGAAAAGGGCCGUGCUGCAGCCGCGCGGGCAGCGCAAAUCGGGCGACGGCUUCGGCAACGGCUAGGUGAGCUCAUGGAAGCCAAGGGGGCGGACUUGGAGAAAGUCUUGGAGAUGAGUCCACACGCCUCCGAGCUCCUCCAGCGCUUUUCGCACCACGCGGCCACGAAGACCGAGCAUGCCGCGGCCACGGCGGGAAGGGCUGCGGAACGGCUCAUGGCGCUGCUGCCGGCGGAGCACCGGAGGAUCUGGCCCAGCGAUUCACAGUGGCAGGAGCUGUCUUUGGUCUUCGUUUGGCUUCUCCUUUUGCUCUUCGUCUCCGUGCGGAUCUUGAGCCUCACGACCAAGCUGGCCAUCAAGCUCUUUGUGGUGCUGCCCCGGCAGCUCCUCACCGCCAGUGCCUGUUCAGCCAUCAACUCCUUUGCAAAAAAGCAGUUGCAGCAGGACCAGUGGCAGCUGGCGCUGGUGCAGUUGAGUGCCUUUGAGCUGGAUUUGACGGAGCUGGAUGUUUUCGGCUACAAUGCUGCCAUCAGUGCUUGCGAGAAGGGCCACCGCUGGUUGGCCUCCCACAGCCUCCUGACUCAUUUGCAGCGUUGCAGGUUGCCACCAGAUGAUGUGAGUUCUGGCUCAUUCUUGGCCUCUUUGUCUCCUGACGCUUGGCUUCAGGCCCUGACAUUGCUCAGGUCGGGCUUUGCGACGGCAGCUCCACAGAUUGCAGCUAUAACGACAUUGGCACAGGGGAGGCAAUGGCAGUUUUGCCUGGCUUCGUUGCCGGUGACCAGCGUUGCUCAAGGCUCUGCAGUGGCCGUUCUGGUUGGUGGAGUGUCCAGGUGUGAUCGACCUGUGAUCGCGCAGCUUCUGGAUGAGUUGAACGGCCAGAUGGUGAGAAACCUUCAGCCGAUCUUCUUGCCAAUGCGGUCGAUGCGGGAAGCCAGGGCGGUGGAAGACGCGCGCCGGCGCCAAGAAGAGGUCAAAAGGCUUCGAAGUGAGGCGUCAAUAUGGCGGUUGCUCCAACUUGCCUUCCUGAUGCUGCCCUUAGCAAUUUAUUGGCCGGUCUGGUUUAUGGACCCCAUUACUUUUUGGAAUUGGGUCUCUGUCCUUCUGGCGAGCUACUAUGCAGAGUUUAAUCUGGAGCGCCAAGCGCCACGAAAACCGGACGAUUCGGCGGAGGAGGCCUUUGCCGCGGUGGUGAAAGGCAUCAAGGCCUUCAUGGAUGAAGCCACCAGGGUGGAUGAGGAGUUCCGGCAGCUUUGGCGGGAGACUGUGGACUCCUUCCAGCGGCAGCGGGAACCGGAAUUGAAGGAGCACGCUGCGGAGGUGCAGGGGGCUGUGAUGAACCUGGCCAAAGAACUUCUGCCGAAGGUGCAAGCACAGGAGCCGUUGCCCCUUGAACUCCUGCAGCAGCUGAACGCGGCUGUCCAGCGUUUUGAGUCCCGCUACUCUGGUGCCCUGGGAAAGUCAGACCUCCUGCCAGAGCAAUUGCUCACGGCUGCGCCAGGAUCAAAGUUGUAUCCUGGCCUGCUUAAGAAGGUGGAGGCCAUUUGUCACCGAUCCAUUGCUGACUUUGAGCAGCGUGAGGUGGACACCUUCCGUGCCUGGCUUCAACAAGGAGCUCACGUGGCAGACUUCGACACGAAGGUCAAGGCGCUCUCAGAGGACCGUGAAAGCAAGAUCAAGAGAUUGGUUGAAAUGCAUCAAGACUGCCUGGUGCAAUCCGAUCAUUUGCCACUCAUCGACGAAGUCCAGUUAGGAGAUGGACACAUCAAGGUGAUGAUUUGGAACACUCUGGAGUUUCCAUCUCUGAAUUCGUCGCCUGUGACGGAUGGGAUUUUGCCCUACUGCAGUGAAGUCACAGCGACUUUGGAGCGCAAGACUGCAGAGGAGAGGGCACUGCUUUUGGGGGCACUAUGCUCAGAAGCAGCCAUCAGGGGCCACAUCGACCUCAUUUGGACAAAAGUGCGGGACUUUCUGGAGGACUGUGAUGGCGUGGUCUUACUGCAGGAAGCGAACAAGGAUGUGGUGGCCAAGGUCAAAGAAGAAUGCGAUCAGCGAAGGUGGACCGCCUUGUUUUCUCAAGCCAAUGAAAACAGUAGCAAGUGCAAUGCCAUCACCGGCAUCGUGUCGAAGCAGCCCUUCGAUCAAGAAGCACAGGUGGAAGUUGCAGAAAACAAGAAACUCCGAUUCUUUAUGGCCGCCAGGCAGCAAGACACCUGGUUUGUGUCCUGCCAUGUGCCACUGGUGGUCGGGAAGACGGUAGCGCCAAAAGCCAACGAGGACUUGGCCACCAAAGUGCUUGAGCAGAUCGCCUCCGAUCUACCAGGUGCACGCACUCUCGUCGCCGGCGGCGAUUGGAACGCGGAUGUUUACGAGGUGGCUUCACGCAAGCCGACCGGGCGGCCUUUGCGUCUUUAUGCACCCAGUGGACGCACCGCCUUUGGCAAUCACCACACCAUUGACGGUGUGUUUUGCCUGUCGUAG